Messenger RNA from Solanum stenotomum, 417 nucleotides. RefSeq names its product auxin-responsive protein SAUR68-like. Gene Ontology annotation, biological process: response to auxin. Lineage: Eukaryota; Viridiplantae; Streptophyta; Magnoliopsida; Solanales; Solanaceae. The transcript has a single exon. Bases 1 to 417 code for a protein of 138 amino acids. The record is from RefSeq and is a predicted model, not a curated record.
AUGGCCAGGAAAUGGCACAAGUUUGCGGCCAAGCAGAGGAAAAGGAUUUCAUUUCCAAGAAAUGGUAGUGAUGCAGACAGUUGCAGUACAUCCUCAUCCUCUAUAGUUGAAAAAGGCCAUUUUGUAGCCUAUACAAUUGAUCAAAGGCGCUAUGCAUUUCCCUUGACUUACCUUGAAAAUGAGGUCGUUAGGCAACUUUUGAACAUGUCUGAAGAAGAGCUUGGACUACCGAGUGGUGGCCCUAUUAAAUUACCCUGUGACUCAGCCUUCAUGGACUACGUCGUUUCACUAAUCAAGAAAGGUGUAGCUGCCGGAGAUCUUCACAAAGUGUUGGUCCUAUCAAUUCCUUCAUGUUGCUGUUCAACUUCUUCAGAUUCUUGUUUAUUGAGUCAUCACAUCAUGUUUUAUGAAUCUUAG